This is a messenger RNA of Lutra lutra (Eurasian river otter), 1205 nucleotides long. It is a transcript of the gene MRPL15, whose product is annotated as mitochondrial ribosomal protein L15. Gene Ontology annotation, molecular function: structural constituent of ribosome. Lineage: Eukaryota; Metazoa; Chordata; Mammalia; Carnivora; Mustelidae. The coding region runs from base 141 to 1031 and encodes 296 amino acids. Gene Ontology annotation, biological process: translation. The record is from RefSeq and is a predicted model, not a curated record. The transcript is spliced from 5 exons. Gene Ontology annotation, cellular component: mitochondrial large ribosomal subunit.
CUGACGCGGCGUGCGACAGAAAGUUCAGCAAUUCCUGCGGUACGACAGGGGCGGUGCUGCGGCCGUAAAGAAGCUCCGGGAGACCACGUGGGCUUUGAGACCACCCCGGGCGACCUUGGAGGGUUUUGGCCCUGUCACUAAUGGCUGGCGGGGUGCAGGGCGGAGGGACUCGGGCCCUGGACCUGCUCCGGUCUCUGCCCCGUGUGAGCUUAGCCAACCUAAAGCCGAAUCCGGGCUCCAGGAAACCGGAAAGACGGCGAAGAGGUCAGAGAAGAGGUAGAAAAUGUGGUCGAGGCCAUAAAGGAGAGCGUCAGAGAGGAACCCGGCCCAGACUGGGCUUUGAGGGAGGCCAGACUCCAUUUUACCUUCGAAUCCCAAAAUAUGGGUUUAAUGAAGGUCAUAGCUUCAGACGCCAGUAUCAGCCUUUGAGUCUCAAUAGAUUGCAAUAUCUAAUUGAUUUGGGUCGAGUGGAUCCUACUCAGCCUAUUGACUUAACUCAGCUUGUCAAUGGGAGAGGUGUGACUGUCCAGCCACUUAAACGGGAUUAUGGUGUCCAACUGGUAGAGGAGGGUGCUGACACCUUUACGGCAAAAGUUAAUAUUGAAGUACAGUUGGCUUCAGAAUUAGCCAUUGCUGCAAUCGAAAAAAACGGUGGUGUUGUUACUACAGCCUUCUAUGACCCCAGAAGUCUAGAAAUUCUGUGCAAACCUGUUCCAUUCUUUCUACGUGGACAACCCAUUCCAAAACGAAUGCUUCCGCCUGAAGCACUGGUACCGUAUUAUACUGAUGCAAAGAAUCGUGGUUACCUGGCCGAUCCUGCCAAAUUUCCUGAAGCAAGACUUGAACUUGCCAAGAAGUAUGGCUAUGUUUUACCUGAUAUCACUAAAGAUGAACUCUUCAAAAUGCUUAGUACUCGAAAGGAUCCAAGGCAGAUUUUCUUUGGUCUUGCGCCUGGAUGGGUGGUGAAUAUGGCAGAUAAGAAAAUCCUAAAACCUACAGAUGAAAAUCUCCUCAAGUAUUACAGUUCAUGAAUUUCCUUCCAAGAAAGCAGAGUUGUAAAAGUUCUGGAAGAAAAUGGACCGAAACGUACAUAUUUCUCAUCAUCUUGUCUUGAUUUGUGAUUCUCUAGAUGUUGAUGUUAAUUUUCCAUGUAGCCCUAUUUCCAUUUUUAUCUAAAAUUGAAAUAAAAAAUGGAAUAAGCAAGG